This is a messenger RNA of Symbiodinium necroappetens, 699 nucleotides long. The record is from the annotation of a GenBank genome assembly. NCBI's taxonomy places the organism in Eukaryota, Dinophyceae, Suessiales, Symbiodiniaceae.
AUGCGAUCCCUGAGCAUUCUGGAUUUUGGCCAAGAGGCCUACACUGGAAAGUGGAUUGAAGAAGCGCAGCUGAGCACUGUGCGCUUAUUCUUGAGCGAGGUGCCAACUGCCAAGGUGGACACCCUGAUCCGCGCCAGCAAGUUGGCCCAGGAGGCUCGCCGAAACGCCGAGCAGGUCCAGGCGAUUACCAUUGACGAGGAACACCUUGGGGGUACAUGGCCCUCGGAGUUCUCGUGGCGACUACGAGCUUACUCUUGCCGUGAAACAAGCAUUGGCAUGCAAUACCACUCUGCGUUGGGUGGCUGGAACGGAGAUGAUCGCCGAUGCUUUGACCAAAGCUUCUGCCCGGCACUGGCCCAAACAAGCCAAACGGGACUGCCUAUCAUCACGUUGGCGCCGCACCCGUCCGUUCCACAAGUUGAGUUCGAGAUGUCUGACAGUCCAAAGGUUCAGAAGGAAUCCGGCACGCAGAAGUUUCAUUGGUGGGUCAGCGGAGAGACUGCGGAGGAGGACGCGAUCGAGGCUUUGAGUCCUGAAGGCCAUCCCCUGGCAUUUGGCCGAUUUCACGCAGCACACUUCACCUUCAGCGCUAAGAUCGAUAGCAAGACACCUCGCUCCGGCGACCCAAAGAUCUUUGAUCGGGGCACGCCCAUUUGCACCAUCAAACAUCUUUGGGAACUUUGCUUUCGGCCACGCUGA